Messenger RNA from Penicillium argentinense, 1374 nucleotides. RefSeq lists its product as uncharacterized. The record is from RefSeq and is a predicted model, not a curated record. Bases 1 to 1374 code for a protein of 457 amino acids. Lineage: Eukaryota; Fungi; Ascomycota; Eurotiomycetes; Eurotiales; Aspergillaceae. The transcript has a single exon.
AUGUCACCGAGGACAUUCAAACGUCGCACGCGGGCCUGGGGCAUCCAACAGCGAGCACCAAAUGGUAUCACCAAUAACAGAGCCUUACAAAUGCGUGUUGAGACCCUUAUCUGUGAGGGUAAUCUCUCUUCGAAAGAGAUUCUUCAGGUACUUUCGCUCGAUGAAACACCUAUCUCUACCGACACACUCAGGCGAAUUCGUAGCCUACUUGGUAUACGUCUUCGCAUUGACGACCAGGAUGAUCAGGAGCAGCAGGAGGACGAGAUACUCGAGAUAUUAGUGGACCAACAGGCCAUUGGCCUUGUUGAAGGAUAUGGAAAAGGUCACCUCUGGGCCCAUCUACGCCGUCAUGGUCAUGUCUUCGCCCGAGACCGAAUCUUCGAUGUAUGGUGCUCUCUACGGCCUGACGCCCUCCUACGUCGCUCGACCGGUCUACAGCGGUCUCGCGGUGCAUACCGAUGCCCUGGGCCGAAUUUUGUAUGGCAUAUUGAUGGCUAUAUGAAGUUAGAGCUCUUCGGGAUCGAGAUAUAUGCUGCGGUUGAUGGGUAUUCGCGCUAUGUUACCUGGUUUUACGUGGGCAUCAGCACGCGGACCGGAUUCAGUGUCCUCCACCAGUAUCUGAAUACAAUAUCGACCACUGGUUUCCAACCGCGCGCGAUCCGCUCUGACUAUGGUACAGAGACCAUGCUGAUCGCAGACGCCCACUAUGCAUUAAGAAAAGCUGGCGCUGAAGCUGUUGAUGGCCACCCAGAACUACAGUUUACCGACUGCUUUUGGUACGGUCGCAGCACCCAAAACCAGCGCAUCGAGUCCUGGUGGGGACAGCUUACAAGCUCUACGAACUUCGUAUGGCGUGAGCUUUUUAGUUGGCUUCAAGAGCGAGGCUACUACGAGGCGUCUAAGAUCGACAAAGUUGCACUUCUUGCUGUUUACAUGCCUUCAAUUAAGGAUACAUGUGCGGAGUUCGUGCUCACAUGGAACUCCCAUCGGAUCAGGAAGCAGAAGGGUCGCCCCUAUAGCGUUCCAGGCAAGCCAUGGUUGAACUACUAUUACCCAGGGCGUGACGAGGAGGAUAUUAAGGAUUAUAGGCAUCAUAUUGACCCUACAAAGCUUGAUGCUAUCAAGACUGACGUGGGGAGUUGGGAUACUGACGUAUAUCUACCUACAGAGACUAUACACUGGUGCCGUACUCAGCUACUGGGCAUGGGCUUUGACCCUGAAAAACCACCAGCGAGAGACCAUGGCACCCACCCAUAUGUCAAUACCUACCUUCGGUUACGGGAGCUCGCUGUCGAUCAUACCGAAGGGGGCCUCUUUCCCGUCCUCUCACUAUGCGAGAAGCCAACUAUGCCCCCUAACUGGGCGCAGGAUUAA